ACAGAACUGAUUUACACGACGAGAGCUAUAUGGCGUCCCAUCAAUAGUAAACAUAAUAAUUAUCUUAAAGCACACAGUAACAAUACUAACUUCGCUAUAUCUGAAGAUAACGAAAGGAACAUGUUAAACACAAGAAUAGUAGACACUAAGCAUGGCAUCACAGAAGAUUACAGAGGAUCCACAUCGUUGUCUUUCAGACGAAAAGAUUUGAGAGGGCAUGUGCUUACAAUGGGUAAUGUGAUCACCGACAGUAAUGAAACGAGAGAACAUUUAGACGAUAGAUUGUUACUUCAUCAAGAUUUGAUAGCGAAAAUAUCAUACGUUAUUGUGAAGAUAUGCUUUCAGGCGCUUAACGUUACAGAACGACUUAUUUAUACCUCCUCUUGGGGAUAUAAAGAUAAAAAUGGCAACUUUAAUGGACUCGUCGAAUCUUUACGGAUAAAAGAUGCAGAUUUAGGUACUAUGGCAUUGCUUACUGCAGAUCGCUUGGAAGUUAUCGACUACAUAGCCAUGGUGGGAUCAACAGGCGUCAAGUUUGUCUUCCGGAAACCUCCUCUCUCGAAUGUCUCCAACAUCUUCACACUACCUUUCACGAUGGAUGUUUGGCUGGCCAUUUUAGUUUGUGUUUUGGGAUGUGCCCUGUUUUUAUACAUUACUUCUAAAUGGGAAGCCACGAUGUCUCUGAACCAAUUUCAACUGGACGGCUCGUGGGCUGAUGUCCUGAUAUUAAUCAUAGGAGCAGUUUUACAACAAGGCUGCACUCUGGAACCACGAUACGCUUCUGGUAGAGCUGUAACUCUCUUACUUUUCAUAGCUCUGACAAUCCUGUACGCAGCGUAUUCAGCUAACAUUGUGGUACUGCUGAGAGCCCCCAGUUCCUCAGUGAGAACUUUAUCUGACCUUCUCAACUCGCCUAUUGAACUAGGAGCUAGUGAUGUUGUAUAUAAUAGAUAUUUCUUAAAACAAUUGAACGACUCGCUACGGAAAGCUAUAUACGAUACAAAAAUAGCGCCUAAAGGGAAGAAACCUAAUUUUUACAAUAUGGAAGAUGGAGUAGAGAAAAUUAGAAAGGGUCUCUUCGCAUUUCACGUAGAAGUAAAUCCAGGGUACCGUUUGAUACAAGAGACGUUUCAAGAGAACGAGAAAUGUGAUUUGAUGGAGAUAAACUAUUUUAAUUUAAUAGAUCCUUGGCUGACCGGCCAGAAGAAGUCUCCUUUCAAAGACUUGUUCAAAAUCAACUUUAUAAGGAUUCGCGAAACGGGUAUCCAAUCCAAUAAUCACCAGCGUCUAGUUAUACCCCGACCGCGCUGUUCCGGCCAAGUGGCCACGUUUAGCAGUAUUGGCAUCGGUGAUAUGUACCCCGCUAUGUUGGCCACACUGUAUGGCAUGCUGAUGGCGCCCGCUGUGCUCUUAGUGGAGAUUGCUUAUUGCAAAUUGAUGAAAGCAAGAAAACAAAGAAAGCUUAAAACGAUUUAUCCCGAGAACAAUUAUAUUGAUCUUGAAUAAGUUACAUUAUCACUAUUUUAAAAUAUAAUUAGAACUAUUGUUAUAGUAUUAGAUGGUAGUUGCAACGGCAGAGCAAUCAAAUUGACACAAUUAGUUCAACAGUCAACUGCCAUCCCUCGUAUAAAUACAAAUGAAUUCUCUCUCUAUAAAAAAUUUGUAAAAUAAUAUUAUGUAUUCACACUUUAGUAGAUGUACAUUUAAGUAACGAGUUUCUAAUAUUAGACUAAUACAAUCUGUUAUAAAAACAAAAUAUUACUGUACAGUUUGUAUAGAUUUAAUAAACCAAAAUAAGUAUCUAACGUAUCCAGACGUGUAGGCAUACUUCAUUCAUUUGUUAUUAUUAUAUAAAUGACGGUUGAUAUUUCUACAACAAACCACUCGUCGUCAAGUCGUUAAUGGACAUCAAUAUGUAUAGAACAGUGAUAUUAUUACUAAUGAUACAUCUUGUUCAGUAUAGAAAUGAAACUGUGAUUAAUUUCGUAAGAAAUGUUAUCGAAAACGAGCAGAAACCAACAGAUUUGGUUCUCAGCGGAUUAUGUCGGGAGAAACGUAUGUUACUUAAGUAUUCAACAAGUUUAAUGAAUUAGAUAGGUAUAGAGACAUAGGAACUUUAUUUAUUACGGAAAUAAUUCCUAUGGCCAGUUCAAAACUGGCUAGCAUGUGUGACUUACCUACAUAAAAAAGAAGCAGGCGAAUUUGGGAGCCUCCUAGAGAACACAACCGUGCAAAUACAGCUGCUUCACGGCAGUAGUGCAGAGAUACCCAUGAAGACGACUUUAAUUAUAUACCUACUCUUUAUUGCAAUAAAACAUACAGUAAUAAUAACAAAUUAGUAACAAAGUCAGCAAAGGCGAACUUAUUUCUAAAAGAGAUUUCUUCCAGUCAACCUAACACAAGGGCAUAGAGAGUAUGAGUAGGCAGUAGGAGUAUAUACGUGUCAUACAUA
Messenger RNA from Galleria mellonella (greater wax moth), 2452 nucleotides. RefSeq names its product glutamate receptor U1-like. Gene Ontology annotation, molecular function: ligand-gated monoatomic ion channel activity. Bases 121 to 1506 code for a protein of 461 amino acids. Lineage: Eukaryota; Metazoa; Arthropoda; Insecta; Lepidoptera; Pyralidae. Gene Ontology annotation, cellular component: membrane. The transcript is spliced from 9 exons. The record is from RefSeq and is a predicted model, not a curated record.